This is a messenger RNA of Cladophialophora yegresii CBS 114405, 1695 nucleotides long. RefSeq lists its product as uncharacterized. The transcript has 5 exons. NCBI's taxonomy places the organism in Eukaryota, Fungi, Ascomycota, Eurotiomycetes, Chaetothyriales, Herpotrichiellaceae. The coding region runs from base 1 to 1695 and encodes 564 amino acids. The record is from RefSeq and is a predicted model, not a curated record. Gene Ontology annotation, biological process: cell division; mitotic sister chromatid segregation. Gene Ontology annotation, cellular component: MIS12/MIND type complex.
AUGCUCGUGGCGCGCCCGCCCUUGCAGUCCUUGCCAAUGUCAACUAUUCAGAGGGAAACGCGAAGAUUAAGCACAAGAGUACAAGAGAAGGAAGACGCGCCGCUACCUUCAAGUCAGGCGCAACACACCAAUGGAAAUGUGAAGUCUGUCGCCGCUUCUUCGUACCCAGCUGCCGCGCAGAACGUGAAAGCAAACGCAAGGAAAAGGAAAAUGAACUACGACGAGGAGGACGAUGGCUUCACGUUCAAACGCGUCAAAAAGAAGGAACCAGAGCCCAAGCCGGCCGAGGGCGAGAAGGCUACGACUCCCGCUCAAGGAGACGCGUCGGAAUCGCAACAAGCGCCCACGGAACAGUCAGAUGCACCCAAUAAUGACGACACAGCACCCAAGCCGAGGGUCCGGCGGAAGAGAAUGUCAUUUUCCACACCGAAACCGAAAGGCAAUCCGCCUCCUCGUCGGUCGAAGCGUCUGUCCAAGGAUAAUGACCACGCCGAUGCGAGUCCGGCGAAGAGACCCAGCCGUGAGGAGGUAUCUUCCAAGCAUCCUGAGCGACGGGUUGAGCCCCGGCCAAGGGAGGCCCCUAAUAGGGCAAUUCGACGAGAACCUCCAAAGAAGCAACCAGAACAAAGGACGUUGAUCGCAGAUCAUUCGCCUAGAAAACGGCAAAAGGAGCAAAUGGAGGAGGAUCCAAAUGACCGACAUUCUGAAGGUACCCAAGAUGGUCAUCAAGCAGAGACCGUCCCUACGUUACAAGAGAAUAGCUCUGGGACAAGAAUUGCCCUGCCGUUGGCGGACACUCCUGUGAUCAAGCGCAACAAAGCCAUGCGCGAGGGUAAGUCUGCCAAAGGUGAAAGGAGGAGUAGUUUGGGCAACCGCGGGCGUCGGGCAAGCUCGCUCAUCGAGUCCGGGACUUCCAAUGCACUUCCUCAUUCAGAGGUUGACGUUGCGGACUACUACAAGCAUAUUGAAAGUGAAGGCCUUCCGGAACCGAGGCGGAUGAGGCAACUACUUACCUGGUGCGCGGAACGCGCAUUGGACGAGAAGCCUAUAGGCACAGAAUUUGAGCACUCAAGUGCCCGACAAGCAGCUCGAGUAAUCGAGGAGGAGCUACUGAAAGAGCUGUCGAGUAAGUCAGAACUAUCAGACUGGUUCGCCCGAGAAGACGUCCCGGUACCGAAACAACCACUUCCCGAACGGCCAAAUCCCAAGAAUGUGCAGAACCUUGAAAAGCUCGCAGGGCUGGAAGAACAGAUAAAAAGGCAUGAUAAUGAAGACAACCAAUCGUUCUUGCAACCUCCCAGCCUACCUACAUUACACCAAGGCACCACAGAGACAGAGCCUUGGGAAAUAGACCGAUCUCUGCUCUCCGAGGCCGAAGCAGUUGCACUUAACUCGAUAGCUCCUGCCACCAAUCCGGCUUCAGCAGAUCAAAUCUCCCAGCGAAUCAAUGAAAUAUUGGAAUCUAUAGGGCCGACGAUCGACCAAUUCGCAGACGGAGUUCACCAGCUAGGUCAAUAUCAGACCGCAGCUGAAAAUGUAGCGGGCAGAACAUUGGCCCUUUGCGCCGAGAAACUUGCAGAACGAGAGAAGCAAGGGAGAAAGAAAGCACUGGCAACAGCAGGCCAGAUGCCACCAGACACGCCACCAAAGGAUAUUGCCAGCGUGCUGCGAAGUUUGAGUCGAGCAGACCGAUGA